This is a messenger RNA of Phascolarctos cinereus (koala), 1389 nucleotides long. Its product is annotated as allatostatin-A receptor-like. NCBI's taxonomy places the organism in Eukaryota, Metazoa, Chordata, Mammalia, Diprotodontia, Phascolarctidae. Gene Ontology annotation, cellular component: plasma membrane. Gene Ontology annotation, biological process: G protein-coupled receptor signaling pathway. Gene Ontology annotation, molecular function: G protein-coupled receptor activity. The record is from RefSeq and is a predicted model, not a curated record.
CUUCUCUCUGACCUUUUUCUAGAGGAAGGGGAGAGGAGGGCCCCGAGCGCUAGGGAGUAGUGUGGACAUCUCAGCCCUGUGGGAUGCAUGUAUGCAUGUGUUAAUGAGGCAGAGUUGGCAAGGUGUGAUUUAGAAGAGCCUAGAGCUGGCCGGCGGAGGAGCUGCCAUCUUCGUCUCCAGUCUUUAUGGAGUGGAUGGAGUGAGCCAGGACCCCCAAGUUCAGCCAAGAGGGGCAGGAGCCACGGUUGGGGACGAUCUCCUAACCUAUCAUCCCGUGAUUGAACCAGGAGGAGAAGGAUGGAGUCCACUCCAAGACUCAAUGCCACCACGAAUGACAACCACGACAGCCUGUCUGAGGCUCAACUUCGCCCCCUCUUUGCCACCCUCUGUGGCCUCAUCCUGCUGGUUGGGUUGCUGGCCAAUGGGCUGAUGCUGCUUAUCUUGGGCAGGGGCACCGGCUUGAGGGGCCAGGCCCCAUGCCCGCUCCUGGCUCUGACCAAUAGCCUCAUGGUGAACAUCACUGUAUCGGAUCUGGUCUUCCUGGUUUAUGUGGUCCCCGUUUUGCUGCUGACCUUCCUCCAGGAGGACUGGUGGCUGGGCUCCUCCGUCUGUACCACCAGCCAGAGCUUCAACAUGGGCACCAUGUUCUGCACCUUCUACAGCAUGGUGGCCACUGCCCUCCUACGCCAUGCCGCUGUGGCCUUCCCCACCAUGGCCUUCCCAGCUGGCAGAGGCACUCAGCUAUUGCUCUGCCUGACCAUGUGGAUCCUGGGUUUCUCUGUGUCUCUGCCCAACUGGCUGUACCAGAAAGUGGUGGAAGAGGGCAGGGAAGACGGGGAGGAGGUGGCUGGGGGACCAGGAUCGGAGCUCAUCCAUUCAUGCCUGAUGCUCCUGGGCCCCGCCCAGAUCUCCUGCUAUUUCACCCUCCUCGGGGCCCUGGCCUUCCUGCCCUUCGCCCUGAUGCUGGUGCUCAGUUUCACUCACCUGGGCUGGCUGUUGUGGAGUGGGGAGUGGACCCAGGUCCCACUGGACGUCCGACAGCACCGAGAAGCCACGGGCCUCAUCCUAGUGGUGUUAGUUGUUUUCGUAGUCAUGUGGGGGCCCUGUUCUGUGCUGGGCUACGUGGCUGCCUCAGGAGACCUGCCCCAUACCUUCACAGUCUUUGUGGCUACCAGCCUCUGCACCAUUCUAGCCUAUUCCAACUGUGCCGUCAGCCCGAUUCUCUGUUUCUGCCUCUCGAGACAGUUCCAGGCAGGGCUCAAGGACCUCUUCUGCUGCUCAACCCUGGAAAGGGUAGUCUUAAGACAUGGUGGGAUAGUGCAGGGUGUCCAGGGAGGCGAAAGUGGGAGGGUGGGAGCCCCAGGGGGUCUAUGGGGAACUCCUGCCUGA